ACUUCCUCUGUAUGAAAAAUGACACCUUUAAAUAUCAAAUCCACAGCCUGGGCAUACUCUCUGAUUACACUUGGAACUGAAAUGUUAAGUUCUUUCUUCAGUUUCUACUAUGUGAAACUUUUCUUGGAACUAUACAAGAUUUCAGAGCUGGCCUUCUAUCAAUCUCAGGUAAUUUUAAUGAUCUGCAACAUUCUGAAUGACCUGAGUGGGUAUUUUCGCAUGAACUCUCAGUAUGACUGCUGUCUAAAUUACCACUGUUCCCUUUUUGGAGCGCUUUUGCAUACAGUGGCCUUCCUUCUCCCGUGGUUCCCUUGGAAACACUAUCAAGAAAGUGACUGGCUUAGUGGACUCCAACUGGUCGUCUCUCUGUGCGCCUUUGACAGCACCCUCGCCUGGGUGCAGCAAGCCCAGUGUCGCUUGUUUGCAGAGAUGUCCCCCAGGCAUGAGAGCAGGCUGCAGCUGUCCAGAAUGAACCAGGUAGCAUCCCUGGUGGGCUCCACCAGCGUCCUUUUCUGUGGCCUCAUCUCUCGAAACAUGGAAAUCCUGUCCAAUUUUCAGGCCAUCGCUGUCGUCAUUGCUGCCCUGGCGGCUGCCAGCCUCUAUGGCGGCAUGUUCCAUAUGAGACGUUUGGAAUUUAAGAGAAACCCAGAGGAAAACCUCCUCUCUGAGAGUGAACAGGAGCUGGUGUGGACCUCCGCCAUCUUGCUGAUGAGGCAAAUCUUGUCACAGAGGAACUUCUUCCUUUUUCUUGUCAUGAGUUUUUUCCAAGUCUUCCAUUUGACCUUCUUGAGUAACUUCAUGAUGAUCUUUGCAGAUAACCUCAUUCCGAUCGAGGCUGUCUCUUCUUCCAUAAGGAGCAUCAUGUAUGGGGCUGGCUUCAUCUGCCCUCAGUGCCUGGUACUUCUAGGGCAGUCCUGGCUGAAGAAAUAUGGUUACUAUAAGGUUAUCUUAAUUUCUUUCUACCUAGAAGGAGCAGCUGCCAUUGUCAUGUUAUUUCUGGGACAGGAAUAUUAUUCCUGUUUGGCUAUUUAUCUCACUGUUAUCAUGGUGAUUGUACAUGCCUCUUUUUGUUUAUUUAACUUGCCACUGGCUGACAUGGUUGAUGCAGAUUUGCUGAAGUUUAACAGGCAGUCUCCUCUUCCCUUGAUGGUUUUUGGCAUCAGUUCUUUGUUCACCAGACCUGCCCAGUCUUUAGCUCCCAUGUUGAUACUCUCUAAGCUAAACCAGUAUGGAUAUGGAGACCCGAACAACAGAAUACUUUUAGAUCUUCAAGACAGCGUGUUUAGUUUGGUGUGUGUGGUCCCGCUGGGCAUCGCCACAGUGCAGAUUCUGACUUGGAGCUCCUUCUCCAUCAGGAGCAGAGCAGACUACUCAGUAGGGACUGUGUUAGCACAGUGGCCAUGACACCUCUUCAAGUGCUUGCCAGUUCUUACAGGCUGUGCUGUGCUCAGAGGUGGAAAUGAUCUUUACACCUUCUCAUCUGUUUAAAAAC
Molecule: messenger RNA, 1492 nt
Organism: Acomys russatus (golden spiny mouse)
Lineage: Eukaryota; Metazoa; Chordata; Mammalia; Rodentia; Muridae
Product: transmembrane protein 180-like
Exons: 6
Coding region: 19-1404 (461 amino acids)
Source: RefSeq, a predicted model, not a curated record